Messenger RNA from Anisakis simplex (herring worm), 357 nucleotides. Lineage: Eukaryota; Metazoa; Nematoda; Chromadorea; Rhabditida; Anisakidae. The record is from the annotation of a GenBank genome assembly.
AUGCUGAUCUCAAUUGUUGUAAUGUACACCGUGUGUUGGACACCUUCGAUAGUUGACGAAUUUUUGACGAGUUUCGGCUAUAUAUGUCGACCGUCAAAUACACCAACACUCAAAUACAUGAGAAUGGGCUUUCAUGCUUUGGCAUAUUGUCAAUCGUGCAUUAAUCCAAUUUGCUAUGCAUUCAUAUCGCAAAAUUUUCGUACCACAUUCAGAUCUGCCUAUUCUAGAAUGCGUUUGAAAGGACAGGUUCGGUUUGUUCGUUAUGGGGUGAAUACAUUGCUUGUAAAAGUUGCUGGACGUGUCUUAUCGCUGCAAAAUCUGAGCAUUGGAGUAGCUUGGAGAGGUUAUAAGUUCUAA